Messenger RNA from Spirometra erinaceieuropaei, 9558 nucleotides. The record is from the annotation of a GenBank genome assembly. Lineage: Eukaryota; Metazoa; Platyhelminthes; Cestoda; Diphyllobothriidea; Diphyllobothriidae.
AUGGCGUCCGCAGGUCCCGUCUUGAAAUGGAAGAAAGUAACUACGGCGUCUGGAAAUGUGCCUCGUUCUCGGCACGGUCAUAAAGCUGUUGCUCUCAAAGACCUCAUCGUAAUUUUUGGUGGGGGUAAUGAAGGAAUUGUUGAUGAACUUCACGUGUUUAAUACAAGUAAUGCCAAUUUUCCUUAUGACAUUUUCGACUUCAGCCCUCUGCCAAUGGUUCCUUCCUGCUGUUAGAGGCGACAUACCACCGGGUUGUGCUGCCUUCGGAAUGAUUUCCGAAAACACCCGUGUUCUUAUGUUCGGGGGGAUGUUGGAGUAUGGAAAAUACUCGAACGAAUUGUAUGAACUCCAAGCUUCUAAAUGGGAGUGGAAACGUCUCAAACCCAAGCCACCGCGUAACGGGCCUUCGCCUUGCGCAAGGAUAGGUGAAUACCCUUUGCCAUUUUUAAAGCCGUGGUUUUAUUAGCUGUCUAAUUAGGAGUUGCCUAUUAUAAUAAGUAAAUAAUUAGCUGAAUAAUUAUCAAGUGUUUGUUUUAUGUUUUAUUUGUGCUCCAGGCAAACUUCUUUACCUACGGAUGUCUGGCGUGCUGCAGGGCUCCUUGCUAGUACCUUCUUUUUUCUUUUAGGACACAGCUUCACACUGGUUGGUCAAAGAGCAUUUCUUUUUGGAGGGAUAACUAAUGACAGUGAAGACCCAAAAAACAAUAUCCCACGGUACGAAGCGACACAUUUUUGUUGCUUUAUAACGUGUGAUCGUUUACGGUAUUGUUUUGAGGAACGGAACACAUUGCGUGCUGCUCCGUUUAUCUUCGUGCCCUUUUUGUGCGUUCUCAUUUGCAACCCAGUCCUUUCUCCCAAAUUACUCAGGUACCUCAAUGACUUGUACACACUGGAACUGCGGCCAAAUUCCUCAGCCAUGUGCUGGGAUAUUCCCAUUACUUACGGUCAGCCACCUUCCCCACGAGAGUCGCAUACUGCUGUUGCAUAUCAAGUCAUGGAUGGAUUAAUCAAAAAAUGGCGACUGCUUGUGUACGGUGGCAUGACGGGUUGCCGGCUAGGCGACUUAUGGCAGCUUGAAAUCGACACCAUGACGUGGAUAAAGCCGACAAUCUCAGGAGACCCUCCAGCCCCCCGAAGCCUGCAUAGUGCGACUGUAAUUGGAAACAGGUAAGCACUUAAAACCCUGUAAGGUCAGGUCUUGAACUAGAUGGAUUUUGCUUCAUCACACGAAAAGUAACACCGUCGUCAGAAAUGAGGAGGGGUUUAGACUAGUUAGACUUGACGUAGUGCACGGCUUUGAGCUGUCGGUGCAUUGCGGAAAAGUCAAAUGACCGGGGAUAAGAAAACAGUAAUGAAAUUUCACCCCUGCGGUCUUUACGGUGACAACGUCAGCCACCACCUUAUACCUCGUCCCGUCUUACAUUCAUAGCGCAAGAAGAUCAUCCUAUUGCCUUGUUUUCAUGCUUUGCGACGUGUUAGGCAGUGAUUGAGGUACAAAGCUAUUUCGGCCUCAUACCCAGCACCAUCCUCGACUGUAGCGUUAACGGCAUGAGACUUUCUUUUUACAGAUUCACGGGAAUAUGAUUUAGCUGUCUUAGUCCCUCUCAGACUGUGAUUGAGCCCCAAUCUACGGCCACGGGAUAGUACUCGUUGGAUGGCGGUCAAUAGACGAGUUCUGUCUUUAUAUGUUUACGGCUAUCUCGACAGGCACGACACCAUUGUCAGGCAUCCUUCCAGCACCAUUCAUGCUCUCAUCGAAAAAUUUCCGAACUGGUAAAGAUGCGCGGCAAGUGUGGUAAUUACGUCCCGUUAGACCUACAAAACUGGACAGCCGUACUCCCAGCCAACUAGUUUGAGAUCACGUCCUUUAUAGAAUGCAUUCAACCCGUUCUUCGAUAUUUGUUCCGUUUACUCUCACUUCGUUGUUUAGCUGUCAUAGCUGACCUGGUUAGUCAGAAUACUGGGCAUAACAAGAGGCCUGGCACAUUCGACCAACUUCCGUUUUCAUAUGCAAAACAGCACGCAACGUCCAUCCUGGUGGGCGUUGCUCAGUCGACCUAGUUACACUUGUGCACUAAUUUCUGUUAAACAACAGCUUUAAAUUUAUGCUAAAGCAGUGGGCUAAUUGGAUGGGUGGCAAACUUCGAUGCUGAGUUUGAAGACCUCAGUCCUCUUCGUGACGGUGCGAGGUUAUCGUUGGCGGUACUGGCGACACAGUGAUCACCGCCUAGGCUCCUGGACGUUGUCGGACAGUGUAGACGAGGGACACAUCCGUACCGGUUUUAUAGGGGCUAUACUCGGGUAGUAAGCAGCGACAUACUGGAGGUUGGAGAGUCCGACUGUCGGGACAUAGUUUACUUGACCCGUCAGCUCGCUAACAUGCUAAGAGACCCAGGUUUUUUCUACCACUGCCCUCCGUCGCUAAUGGGAUUGGCAUCCACUCCUCUGCUGAUAACUGUUUGGCGUCUGCGUUUAGUCUGUUUUGUAAGCUUUGGAGGCCAUGCCCUUAAGUAUCAGAAAAACUUCAUAAGUCAUAGUAAUAAUACACGCUUGAGCCUCGUCUUGACCGUCGAGUAACUAUCCCCUACUCUUAAUAAGCCGCGUACAGCGUGUGUCAUUUCGCGCGAUGUUUUUCGGACGGAUAGGCAAGGGAAAGUGGUCGGAUAAAAAGGACAAAUAAUAUUUAUACUAAGUGCUGACUCGUUUUCCAACCUAGAAUGUUCGUGUUCGGCGGAUGGGUGCCUCUCGUAAUGGAUGACGUGAAAACAGCCGCAUCAGAGAAGGAGUGGAAGUGUACAAACACGCUAGCAAGCCUGAACCUGGAUACUAUGGCCUGGGAACCUCUUCAGUUGGAAGUGUUUGACGAAAGCCUGGUGCCCCGGGCACGAGCAGGCCACUGUGCCGUCGCAGUCAACUCCAGGCUAUAUAUCUGGUCAGGACGAGAUGGAUACAGGAAAGCAUGGAACAAUCAGGUGCGCAUUCCUCCAAGCUUUUUUUCGUUUCCUUAAGUCUUGUGAUGUGUCACCAGUUUCUAGCCGCAACCACCAUAUUUCAGGUGUGUUUCAAGGACCUCUGGCUCCUUGAAACAGACCGCCCGCCUGCGCCGAAUCGCGUGCAACUUGUACGAGCUGGUACCCAAAGUCUCGAAGUGGCUUGGGGUUCAGUACCGACAGCGGACGCUUACAUCUUGCAAAUUCAGAAAUACGACGUUUCCGCGCCGUCUGCUCCGUCUGUGCCGGCAUCUGCACGUCUUGGGUCUCCACUCCUUAACGUCGGCGAUUCAUCGUCUACUGUAAAACCGACCACUACAAGCGGGACGCUCUUGCAAGGAGCUCAGCAACAAGCAAGUUCCACAUGCAAAUGCAAUUUGUCCUUCAGAUUAUCUUAUCGCGUUUUGAUGAAGCACUGAGUGUAUGGCUGUCGACCGCGUUGGUACUUUACAAGAUCCGACUUUCGAAUUUUCGAAUUUCCAUCCGUCAACCAUUGUCUUCUCAGUCAACCAGAAUUAGUCUCCUUUGGCGCUGUCGUCCCCGCGUCGGAUUAAGUCAGAAUGACUUCUUUGGACGCUUUAUUUGCAGUUUUCCUCUGCAACCAGUGUUGCAUUUUAUGUAACUUAGCGAGAAGCUACCCUUUGUAUAAGACACGCUGACCUGGUUCCAUUGUGGAGUUUGUUGUGGGCCUUCGCAACAUAAACAAUAACGCUAGCCUAAGCAAAUUCAGGGUUUGCUUAGUAUGUUGAGCUCACAGGCACUUCCUUCCAUCCAGUAGCUACAGUAUUUUGCGGUGGCGAUUCUGAGGGUUUUGACAGUAUUACUACUACCUUUUUUCGCCAGUAUCCUUUAAGUCUACAUACUUAAACGAAUAGACACCGCAUUUCCUAAGUUCCGUUCUCCGUGUGUCCUUCAGUAGUCGUGAGUAGCAUCUAACAGGAAACCUGGUCUUAAGCCUGGAACCUUGUCCCCUAGCAAUUCAAAAUACUCCAUAUCUCGCCAUCCUUAAGCCUACAGUUGGUUAUAGCUGACUGACAGCACCAGGUGAGCCAGAACUAUUCAUCCCAAUCCCCGUUUUCAGUAAUAGCUUUCAAAACUGAGAAUCUCGGGAUAAAGUUUUGAGUAUUCGGUGGACAUUACCAAAACGGAUUCUUGUUACUCUGGAAUUUUGCGCAACCUCGCCUAUUUUUGAAGACUGGGAGGCAAAAGCACUUGGUCACUUUGUUCGAAGGUCGUGAUUGCCGGUUCUCAUGGUUACGUGAUUUAGUUGCCACCCUAAUCGACUGACCGAGUAAGUAUUUGCACCAGCUCAUGUUUAUUUUGGGCCUUUCACCUGUCACAACUGGAUGCUGGACCAAACUUACCCGAAAAAUCAGACUGGUGACCAGUUUGCUCCACCAAUUUCCUGACCUCGCCGCUUUGAGUAAAACUUACGUAGAGGCAGUUAUCUGUCUAAAGAUGGCUUACUUACUGGUCCUGCUGUAACUUCAAAGUCGCCCUAACUCUUACCUUCUGCACUUUGGACUCAGUUAAUAUGUUGCGCUGAAAAGUUUCAUGGGAGUACAAUCUGGUCUUAGAUGCCAGACCUGACCGUCUGUGCGGUCUGCUGCCCAGGCAACUGUUUAUUCUGUGAGUUUUGUUUAUAUUCCCUAUUGUACUAGUUAAUUUAAAAUUGUCACUUUUUCUUGGACGUUUUAGCGAUUACUGACAGGCCCAACUUCUAUGGCGGGCGUCACAUCCCCAAUUCCUGUCUCCGUCACAACGUCCCUUCACGCCCUCGCAAAUGCCGCGGCUGCUACCACCACACGAACGAACACCGUGACGGCUUCACAGUUCACGCCCAGUGUCACGGCCACGCCUGUCGGUGGUGGGUUAGUAGCUCAACAGCGUGUACCAACCGUAGUAACCCCCACGGGGCUGAAAAUAACGCCAGUUCCAGGCAGCGCUGUUACCGGGCGAGCGGCCAUAGUUGCUGCUGCGCAGGCACAACAACAGCUUCCGCAGUCGGGAAACUUGUUACGUACCGCAACUGUCGUUUCUGCGGCUAAUAAACAAGUAAGCGCUUACAGAACCACAAUUUAUUCUCAACACUAAAUCCGCUCUCACAUUUAAAAAUCACUGGCCUAAAUACAUACCAGCCUUUCAGUAUUUCAUACAAAAAUCCAUUAAACUGUUGUCCUAGUUCAUACCCGUUGGAGGAAAGCAGCUACUGACAACAAAUAGUGGAACAACCACACUGACUGUCGGCUCGGUAACUUCGGCUCCGGGUGCCCCCCUUGCCGGCGGUUCUGUUGUACACCUGGUAAAAACGCCCACUGGUCUAAUAAGACCAAUCAAGUUUGUGUCAACAUCCACCGCGUCUUCUGCACAACAACUGAAUGUUGGCACAAAAACCAUCUCCGUUCAAUCUCCGAUAGGUACGUCGAUGUUCGCGGUUUCCUGUUUUUGUUUCCACAGCUUCUGGACAGUCGGGCGUAGUACAGGUUUUUUGUCAGGAGCUGGAUCACAUAAGGUCAACUAGCACCAAUUCUAUGGCUUUUUCACUUACUGACCAUUGCACAAGCUAACAAUUUGUUUGUCUACCUAUAGGCACAAACCCAAAAGUCAUAAAGGCAUUCCCUGCCAAUGUUUUUCAAAAGUCUGCCCCUGGCAAGCCAAUUUUCAUAACAAGCGGGACUCCUACUCGUCCUCUAACUCCAGUUGUUGAGCAAACUGGCAGCGUCCGUUUUCCGAGUGUCGCUAGUGGACCACGACAGCAGCAGGUUGUCAUUGUUGGGUCCGCAGGUAUGUCAUCCUUUCGACGAAGUGCUUCUGCAUCUCACCUGUCCACCUUGCGAUGUUUAACGGUUCAUUUAUUUUUAAGGAGGCGUUAUGACAAGUUUAGCCACCACCAGCGCCCCUAGCAACAUUAUUUGGAGCAACCAGGCCCAAAUCGCUUCCCAGGUUACACAGGGAACGGUGGGUCAGGAGGGCUGCAACCAGACUGUAACUCGACUUCCUCAGUUCGAUGGGACGGCCGAUGAGGACGAUCAGCAAGGGGAUAAGAAGACUGAGGAGGCCCUUGACGGAAACCGACUUGACGCGGCAGCUGCACAAGGCAACAGCUCUUCCAAUGAAGCCUUCGUUCCUGAGGAGUCUGCGGUACUUAUUUGUCCAUCGGGAUUUUCGAUUUUGUUUUAUUUUCUAUUGUAGCCGUAGUCUGUAACAAUUUUUUGGUGGUGCCUAUUCCAGUCUAUUAAAAUUAGAUCGUCUGUUCCUGUUAAACAAAAGCGCUAGCUCUACAGCGCAGGUACGAACCUUACAAGAUUCCCCUGAACUCAGACGGCGUGGACUGUCGUUGCCGUCACAACCUUCCCCCCAAGUCUGGUCACCCUUGUGCCAUGUGCGCCCUUUGCGCCAUCCAGCAUUACCUAGCAAGUGAACUCAGCUAUUCCAAGCCACGGUGGUUAUGAUCGAUUACAUUCUUUUAAUCCGUUUCGCUACGCAAGUCUGUUAGCUCUGAAAGCGCGUCUUGUAGUAUCAUUUUCGGCCAGUGUAUAGGGACUUCUGAGUCACUGAGUUUCCUAUUUGCUAUUUUCCUUUGGUCUCGUGCACGUCCGCCCCGCCAUAUAUAUAAUUUUCCGACUGUUAAGUUUUUCUGCCUGUCUUGGUUACGGGCCAAACGCCCCAUUUUCUAUUCGCCUUAAUGCGCUCUCUUGAAUCUUAGUAAUCUGAUAGGUUCAGGUGGAUUUUUUCAUGUUUACAUUCUUAGGUGGGUGCUCUAGUAGAAGGUAUGGCCGCUGAGGCCGCCGCCCAGCUUCUAAUGGAGGCCGUCGAGGACUCCGCAGUAUCUCAGCCAAAUGCGAAUGACUCAGAGACUUCCAUCGGAGAAGGGAAAACUGUUCGCCUUUUAGUGACCGCCUCUGUCGAUAAUGAAUCGGAAGACACUAGCUGUAAGUUACAUGAAUUUUCCAAUAUAUUUUCUGAAUUAAAACGUGGUUUCCCGGCAUGGGGUCUAAAAUUGUUGGAGGUUAUCGAAACAUUAAUAGCACCUCUCCGACUUUAAUCUGCGAUACUCAAUGGUGGAGGUAAACCUGAUUGAAGGGUACAGAGAGCACAGUAUUUUCACCAGUUCCUGAGUGACUCAGCUGAUUCCAGCGGACAUACUCCAAACCCGUUCAUAUUCUAUUCUGAACUUCAGGCGGAGCUGCAAAGCCGACAAAUGAUCCCCUUGAAACCUUGGCAUCUGUCGCUGCUAGACGUGGGGAGGACUUCGAAGGUACUCUGUGGCAUAGUUUACCCGUACUCUGAGUAUUCCUUGUAUUCCACUUUCCACGUUACAAUCAGACUUUUAGCGUUUUUAUGAAGGUUUACAAUAUAAUUCCCGGGCUUUCCAUCGAGGCCUAAACUGCUGAUGCUCCCUAGGCCUGUACGGGUUUACCUUAUGCAUUUUAUUUCAUGCACUAACUUGAUUUGCGCUCUAUAGAUGAAAGGCAAGAGGCUGCAAAUUCGAAUACCGAAGGGAAACAGCCAGCAGUCUCAACGUCCGUCCCCUCACAACAGUCUCAGCUGCAUCCUCGAACCAUUGCAGUUACCGUUGGUAGCCUUACAGUGCAGCCUUCGUCCCAAGCACAGUUAAGCAAUGCCACCAAUCCCAUUUUGAUGCCAAACUCCGGCACAAUCGGACAAGGAUCACAGUUGAUUCAGCCCUCCACUGCGCAACCCACUACAAACGUCGUGCUGACCAACCGAUCAGACAGUGCCUGGCACGAUGUUGGUGUCAUAAAGGCGACCAGUUUCACUGUGACAGCAUAUAGCGCCUACACAAAUGAUGUAGGCGUUAGUGUUGAGGUAAUUCGAAAUUCUAUCCCUACUACAUGCCUUUUGCCUUCUUGUUAACGAGUGUUAGGUAGUCCGCCUGCGCUCGUUACUGCCCUGCCCGUUCUUGGGUUUCAAUUUACAAACUUCUAGAGAUCUUACUUUCUGCUUGAUGUCUUAAGAUUAUUUCAUUCUACUCAAAACACCGGUAAAAUGUUUUCGUCUUGACCAUCCAUUUAGGCUAUUGAGGCUCUUCAAGGUCCUAACGGUAUUGGCCCGACGGGUAUUGCGACCCAAGGCCCGAAAAUACCUCUUUCACCCGGCACCGCCUACAAGUUCCGUGUGGCUGGCCUCAACGCCUGCGGUCGCGGUCCAUGGUCCGAAAUCAGUGCAUUUAAAACCUGCCUACCCGGCUUUCCUGGGGCGCCCAGCGCCAUAAAGAUCACAAAAUCGGAGAAUGGUGCCCAACUAACGUGGGAACCUCCACAAAACACAUCUGGCCGUAUAAUUGAGUACUCAGUGUACUUGGCAGUCAAAGCACAGCCUGGGAGUGGCAAAGAUUUACCCGAGUCAAAGGUGCGUGGUACAGACUUUUUGAUUUCGUGUUAUUUUGUUGCCCUCCUUCCUGAACAUAAUUUUAAAUAUUUCAGAUGGGAACGAUGCCUUCUGGAAUGGCAUUUGUUCGCGUUUACGCCGGUCCUGCACCGACAGCUUUGGUAAGCUCUGCUGUGCUUGCAAAAGCCCAUCUGGAUGUCAGUUCCAAACCUGCUGUCAUCUUCCGCAUUGCGGCCUGCAACGAAAAGGGUUAUGGACCAGCAACACAAGUCCGUUGGCUACAGGAGGCUCACUCUGUCGGAGGGGGUAAUGCCGUGUCUCCCUCAGCGGCUAUGAAGAAGACAUCGCCUGGUGGGACCAUGCCGCCCUCAGAGUCGGUCGAGGGGUAGGACCAUUUCGACGAUCUUAAUUUUCUCUACUGGUUUUCCAUGCUUGUAUAAACUUUGUCGUAUUUCUCAGGAAGAACACGCACAUCAUUUCGCCUCUUAUAUUCACCUGAUUAGAAGCGCACAUCUUCAAACAGUUUUCAAAAAACAUCAGUUUGCGGCUCUAAAAAGUUAGUUUUUGAUGCGUUCGCAAUAUUCGAAACGACCUUGGUUUAGAGGACUUGAAGCUUAAUUUUUUUACGAAAGCUAUUUACCUAAGCUAGAAACCACAUUGUCUUGUCACCAGUUUUUCAGCGUAUACAAAUCGAUCCGUAUCUGCCACAAUAUCUCAUGUUCGCAACCACAGACGUGUUCAUGAGAACCCGAUGGGUGAAUGUGCCCUUGUUCUAGGUAAACGCUAUGCAAUUUGGGAAACUUAAGGACAGUGAAGCACACUUUUAUCCUGAACAUAUGAGGGGAUUACCAAACUGAAAUGGAUCGCCUACGUAGCAAAAAUGGAGGUCUGACUAUUUCGUAGAUAAUAAAUGUAAGCAGGCAAUUUUUUUACAUUUUCUAGUAGGAGUGUUUAAAUGCGUAGAAACACAAAACUUAUAUUAGUUGAGCUGUCAUUUUUCUAGAUUUAAUCAACAGACCUGGCUACGUGCAUGCCAUGGGAACAUUGUCUCGUGCCGAUCAGUUUCCCAGUUUUUCUUAGUGGUUUUCAUCUGAGCGCAUAUUUCGAGAUUUUGGUCGAUGCUCCUUGUGUCUAAUUUGAAUUCUCGUUUUUGUUUUUAUCUUUCAGGUCUUUUUCUUCUCCUGUAAAGCGUUACAAAACAGAUGAACAUUCAUAA